UCGAUUAAUUUUUGGUGCAUUUGAUAUUGCCAAAAUUACACUGAAAACGCCGUUAGAAUUCAGCGAUACCAUUGGCAGUAUCGAAGUCGUGAAUAAGGAUUACAAAUUGAAUAACCCAUCAGAAGUGGUCACUGCCUAUGGAUAUGGCGUGUUGAAGAACACCGGACCAUCGAUAUUGAGGCGUUGCGAUGCGAACUAUAUGUCUGAUGUCCAACGAGGCAAAACAUUUAUGCCAAGUCAGACUUUGUACUUUACCACUGGUGAAGCUACGAAUGAUGGCGAAAUUAUUACACCUGGCGAUUCGGGUGGACCAGUCGUUUCAAAAACAAAUGGCAAAAUAGUGGGCAUAACAACGGGUCAUAAAACAACAGGUGGCCGCGGAAUGUUCCUUCCAAUUAGUCUAUUUCUUGAUUUUAUUCAUGACCCAAAGAAUUUCUUACUGCUUUCGAAGAAGAUUUUGCCGAUGCUAACGAAACUACUCAACUAA
Molecule: messenger RNA, 487 nt
Organism: Sitodiplosis mosellana (orange wheat blossom midge)
Lineage: Eukaryota; Metazoa; Arthropoda; Insecta; Diptera; Cecidomyiidae
Product: serine protease 3-like
Exons: 2
Biological process (GO): proteolysis
Molecular function (GO): serine-type endopeptidase activity
Source: RefSeq, a predicted model, not a curated record